UAAGAAAUUGUGGUCCGCAGCAACAACCCGUCAACACUCCGAGAUUCGGGUAAGUGAAUGUCUGAUGACAUUUUCCUACUAAAACAACAAUUCCGUCACUCAGACCCGGAAGACGGGUAACGGCCAGCAAAGAUUUCGUUCGCAGAAUGCUAACUGCAAUUACCCUUCGUUUUUUACACAGGAAUUCCGGAUAGUGCCAGGGGAAAGGAACCCCUUUGCGUCCGAAUCGACCCAGCGAAGAUCCGACGAGAUCCAGCACGAAGAGGCCUUCUGAAAAGAGGGCUUUUUUGUGGUGUGGCAUUUUCCACACACACGUGGAAUCGUCGCCGCGUUGGAUCAUCGCUUGCAGGAGAUACCGGUGUUGGAUCGCUUCAAGGGUGCUCACUGCCGAAGAGAAGUCAAUUCCGGCCAGCACUUGAGGGAGCUGUUCACCUCGAAGUGAACUGUGGUGACCCUCAGUGCGCAGCGACCAACACCACCGGAGCGGAUUGCACAUUACUUCAGGCACUAUUGCCUAGUACAUUUCAUUCCCCGGCCACUAGCGCCGCAGGGGAAAUCACCCCGGAGAACCAAAACCGGGUCAGCGGUUAUUUGUGUUCCGGCCACGAGCGCCGAAGGGAAUUUGAGUGCCGUUAUUUAAGUGCCGAUUAAGGUGCUGUUUUUUUUAUUUCGGCCACCAGCGCCAAGAGGGACGUUGCUCGUGUUCCGACCCCGAGCAAUGUCCAUAAGUGGAUGUCGGGUUUGUGAGUGCUGAUUGAGUGGCCAUUUGUUCAUCCGGCCCCCAGCGCCAAAAGGACCUUGCUCGUGAUCCGGCCCCGAGCAAAGGCCAGUGUUUGAUGCCGGGAAUUGCCGCCCAACAAGGCGUUUCAAGCUUGUGUUCCAGCCUCGAGCGCUGAAGGGAUUCUUGCGUCGUUUUCUUGCCGAGAAGAGGAGCGUGAUGUUCCGAGCGUGAACAUAUCACCAAAAACAUCAAGGUAAGCUUAAGGUUUAUGGUUUUUAUUCAUUAAUGGUUUGAUUCGCAUCUGACGCACUCUUUUCAUUUCGUGCACAGAUUGCAGAGCAGCAAGAUUGCUGCAAUUUAAAAAUUCCGGCAAGAGAUCUGCCACAUUGGCGCCCGAAUAAAAUAGAACUUUUGUAAAAUACUACAAAAAUAAAAUUUAAAAAUGGACAUAAUUGAUUUGAAUGAUGAGGAAAUUGAUUACGAGCUUCGGCUCAGAAACAAAUUUGACCUUGGUUUUAGCAAUCGCAGAACUAAACUUAGUGCGUUGCGAUCAUUAAUCACGGAGGAGAAAAAAGCAAACACUUUUGCUAAGUCCUCAGAUCACGUGAUGAAUAUUGAAGAUAAUCUCAACAUAUGUUUAACAAACUUAGAAGCGAUCAAAUUAAAUACACGUAAAGCUGUCAUUGAUAACGAUUCGAAUUCGAAAAAGCAAUUGCUUUCGCGUCUUGAGCAUUACCGCAAUAGAUUGGAUUUAAUUCCUAAGGAUCAACCGCGUAGUGAGUUACUAGUGCAACUUACAAGUGAAGUGAAACAGUUACAUACAAUAUUGACAUCGAAUGAAGAUACUGGUGGUGUAGACAACACUCAGCUUGAGGCAGCAGCAAAUUUGACGAUUUCGGACAGUAUACCGAGAACAUCCAGCCCUUUUAGAGGAUUCGGUGAAGAGGAUUUGAGGAACGAUCGAAGCACCAGGGGUGCAACCGUACCAUCGACAGAUCCGGUCAAUUUAAGUCGUCGGAUGGAAACUAUGCAGAGAACUGGAGCAAUACCCAAAUCCAACACCAACGCAGAUGCGAGACGUGACAUCGAUUCCAGCAAAAGGAAUCAAACGGAGCUGUUGGAAGAGAUCUUGGAAAGACUCAGGCAGUUACCCAUUGCGCAGCCACAACAAGUAAUCCAGAAUCAUCAGACACUUCAUCAAAACACUAAUGCAGCUAUGCAGCAAGUAGAGAUGCAGCAGGCGCCUCCGUUACCAGAUCGAGGCAAUUCGCAGAGGCAUCGAGGUCUACAUCGGGAGAACCAGAACAACGAAAUGUCGCAGGAGCUCCGAGAUGAAGUAUUGCUUUCGAUACUCAGGGAACAGAAUAGGCAUCAAAGAGGACCAAGAGGAAAACCAAUUCACGCCUGGCCUUUUAAGUACGACGGAAAGGGUAGUCCUUUGGAUCUGAUUGUUUUCAUUAAGAAGGUAGAGAAAUUUGCAAUGACUGAUGACAUGAAUGGUGACGAGUUGAUGUCACAAAUAAAAUUUUUGCUAGUUGGCAAAGCUUUAGACUGGUUUUGCUUGUCAUGCAACGCAUAUAUUUCCUGGGACGAAUUCAAAACAAAAAUUAAACAACAAUUCAUUCCGCGAGACUUUGCACAGUUGAUAAGAAAACAAGUAUAUUGCAGAGUACAAAAGCCAAAUGAAUCUUUUGAAACUUUCAAUUGGGAAAUGACUUUAAUGUUUGGUGCAGCUGAUCCUCCAUUUUCGGAGAUGGACCAAUUCCACAUUAUUAGGACGAACUUGAAUCAACACUUCAGACUAGUAACUAUCGCCGCUCAGGUUUCAUCACUGGCUAGCUUAAUCAAAGUAUGUGAAGAGGUGGAUGAAGCGAAUAUCAAUAGUGGUAGUUUCGCAGCAAAUUCAAAUCGACCACAAGAAUUAGGACGAGCAAACGUUUACAGACAGCUUAGACCACAGAUGCAGAGGGACAAUAGGCCAACAGUUCAACACGGAAUAAACGCAAUUGAAAGUGAGAACACACAACAAUGGAAUUCGUCGUUAAUGCAGCAUAACAUGCUAGACUCAUCACAACAGUACGACAGCAACAUACCUCUAGAUCCAUCGAUACACAACUAUCAAGCCACAAGGGAAAGACAGACCGAAGUAUCCGAAUUUGGAAAUGAACUGAAUGGUGCAGGUUGCAACGCAGUUCAAGUGGACAAUAAAGGGCAAAACUUCAGAAUGAUGAAUCGCCAAACACCAAUCAACCCGACAACGACAUUGAGAUGCUGGCAAUGCGGCAGAGAUGAUCAUUUCUUCCUCACAUGCCCAUUUCCGAAAACACACCUGUUUUGCUAUCGUUGCGGGAAGCAAGGUUACACGGUACGGAACUGUACUGAUUGUAUCCAAAUGGCCAGAGAGCUCAUGCAAAGCCAUCCGGGAAACGCCCGAGGCGGCAACUGCUAGAGGGUCCAAUUUUGCUGCCGAAAACCAAACUCGACCCCACCAAAUGUACAGUUAAAAACUUCGGCCAGUCAAACAUAGCAGUACACAACAUCGCCACAAUUGACAACAGGCCGUAUCUUGACGUGACAUGCAGAGGAAUCCCGAUGAAAGG
This is a messenger RNA of Uranotaenia lowii, 3321 nucleotides long. RefSeq lists its product as uncharacterized. NCBI's taxonomy places the organism in Eukaryota, Metazoa, Arthropoda, Insecta, Diptera, Culicidae. Gene Ontology annotation, molecular function: nucleic acid binding; zinc ion binding. Bases 1164 to 3170 code for a protein of 668 amino acids. The transcript has 2 exons. The record is from RefSeq and is a predicted model, not a curated record.